Molecule: messenger RNA, 1744 nt
Organism: Setaria italica (foxtail millet)
Lineage: Eukaryota; Viridiplantae; Streptophyta; Magnoliopsida; Poales; Poaceae
Exons: 2
Coding region: 16-1521 (501 amino acids)
Source: RefSeq, a predicted model, not a curated record
AACUUGCAGACAAAUAUGGAAGAUCAGCAAGAGCGACCAUCUAGCGACCCUCGUGCCGUUUUCGUGGACAUCCCUUCCCCCGCCCAAGCAUUGGAGCACGAGCUAGUGGUGCGGCGCCGACACCGCAGCAGUGGCUCGCAACCUUGCACCCCCACCAUCGGCGUGGUGCAUGACCUGACCCGCAACGUCGACGAGCAGGAGUACAAUCCGCACUACGUGUCCAUUGGCCCCUACCACCGGAAGAGGAACCCAAGCAUCAUCAGGGAGGACGAUAAGCUGACGAGCCUCGAAACCAUUCUGUCGGCGUCGUGCCCCGGUGCUACGGUGCAGACGUACCUCGACGAGCUGGCUCUCAUCGAAGGCCGUGCGAGGAGCUUCUAUGCCCACAGCUUCAGUGAGAUGAACAGCAUGGAGUUCCUGCGCAUGCUGCUCCUCGACGCCUGCUACGUGCUCGACUGGUUCGGUAACUUCGUCCCCGACAACAUUUCACCUGCUGCGAACCUGAACAGCAGCCCGGCAUCGGCACCAGGGGACGGCAGCAACAUCAUCGCACGCGAGAAUAACGGUUCCCCUGUUGCCAACGGUCAAGUGGAAGGGAGCAAUCAAGCCAGCAGCACAGCGUCGGCAGCAGGGGGCGGCAACAAGCUGGAGGCCGUGCUGGUGGUGCGCGAUGUGUUCUACCUCGCGGAGAACCAGAUACCAUUUUUUGUCAUCGACAAGGUCCACAGUCUAUCCUGUCCUGGUAGAAGUGUUCCGGCGGUGAAGGCGAUCGCACGGUACGUCUCCAGAUGUAUCCUGCAGAAGCAGCAGUACUCCAUGGCAACAGUGGAGGACGGCGACGAGCCGCCGGGCAACCUCCUGCACCUUCUGCACCAGCACUUCUCGAAUCCCACCACCGAACCCUAUUCAGCCGCCGGCGAGACGGUGGGCCGGUGCCGGACGGCGAUGGAGUACUACAUCAACGGCGUCAACUUCAGCAGCCGCCCCGUGGGCACCGGCGCCAUGGAAGCCCGCUGCAUCCUCGACGUGACGAUGGACCACGGCAGCGGGACGCUGGUGCUACCCCGCCUGAGGAUCGACGCCCAGACCUGGCGGAUCCUGCGCAACCUGAUGGCGCUGGAGCAGCAGAACCAGGAGGUCGGAAGCCACGUGACGGCGUACUGCACCUUCAUGUCCCAGCUGGCCUGCACCGCGAGGGACGUGGAGCUUCUGUCCCGGAGUGGGGUCAUCGUGCACCUGCUCGGCAACAACAAGGAGGUCGCCAAGCUCUUCGCCGACCUCUGCAAGGGGAUCGUGUUCGACGCCGACGAUACCGACCACAACUACCUGAGGGCCACCUGUCAGGCGCUCAACGAGCUCUACCGCAGCCGCCCGCGGCGGUGGAUGGCACUGCUGGUUCAGAAGUACUCCGACAACCCGUGGCUUGUCGUCGGGGUCAUAGCGGCGGCACUCGGGCUACUCUGCACCAUGGUGCAGGCAAUUUACGCUGUUUUGAGUUACCAUCCGGGAGCAGCGAACUAGAAAUCUAGCCACGAGUUGAAUGUGUUCAGAGUGUAGCAUACUACAUCAGUCCCCAAAAAGAAUGCAAUUCUCGCUUCCUGAAAAGUUAACUAAUUUUAAAUUUGACCACAUUCAUACAAAAUAGUACUAACAUUUAUGGUACAAAAUAAACAUCAAUAAAUUAAUCAUGUAAUAUAUUUUCAUACUAAAUCCAUUCGGAGACAUGAAUGCUGGUAGUUUUUUA